AUGCCGCCUCGUGAGAAGGACGUGUACUUUGCCAAGCUUGCNNAUGCCGACAGCGAGCUCUCCGUGGAGGAGCGCAACUUGCUGUCUGUGGCCUACAAGAACACUGUGGGCUCUCGCCGUGCUGCGUGGCGCAUCAUCACGAGCGUCAUGCAGAAGGAGACAACCAAAGGCAACACAGAGAAUGCCGCCUUCGCCAAGGAGUACUGCAAGAAGGUUGAGGACGAGUUGCAGUCCAUCUGCGACACCAUCCUCGCACUUCUGGACGGCAAGCUGAUCGCAAAGGCCAGCAGCGGUGAGUCCAAGGUAUUCUACCAGAAGAUGAAGGCUGACUACUACCGCUACAUUGCAGAGUUCCGUGACGGUGAUGCCAAAAGCAGUGCAGCUGAGAAGGCCCGCCAGGCCUACCAAGAGGCAGAGGACGUUGCCAAGAAAGAUUUGGCCGUGACGCAUCCCAUCCGCCUUGGCUUGGCUCUGAACUACUCGGUGUUCAUGUACGAGGUGUUGGGCAAUCCCGAUGAUGCCUGCAAGAUGGCGCGCACUGCUUUCGAGGAUGCCAUUGCUGAGCUGGACAAUGUGGCAGAGGACUCUUACAAGGACUCGACCCUGAUCAUGCAGCUUCUGAGGGACAACCUGACGCUGUGCACGCUGAAACUCUGUUCCAGCGUUUGGGUGUGGGGGGAACCUGUGAACUUCCUGUUGGAGCUACCCGCAGAUCUCGCCCAACAAGCCUCGCAAUGCCUGGCGCAAGGCGCCGAUGCUGGAAGCCGGGACCUGGACCUGGAGAUCACGAUUGACCCAGAGACUCGGGACGACAUUCCCUCGGGAAGGAGGUGGCGAGUCAAGGCAUGGGGUGAGGAACUGAAGGGCACUCUGGUGGACUUGCCAUGUCACACCGAGAGCCACCUCCUGCCCCCGAAGUCGUCGGAAAACCCAAGCACAGGCGUGCUAUACAAAUCAGCAGACAUCACCCAGAUGCUCAUCGUCCAUCGCGAGGAUGAGCUGCCUAACAAGCAGUAUCUGGACACAACCAGCUACGUGUGGAAGUGUGGUUUGACACCUCCUACACAUCUCAUCACCAAGCGCAGAUUCCGUGGAGUACCGCCGCCCGAGUCCAUGUUUGCAGCCUCGCGUGUCAGAGAAGCCGUCUCGGCACUGCAAGACAGAAUGGUCAACGUUCCAUUCAGUUACGAGGUAGAGGAAGAAGUUGAUGCAGCCUUCAUCGAGCAGCUGCGGAAGGAUGACCCCGGAAGCAUUUGGAAGCCACCGCCGGCAGAAG
Messenger RNA from Symbiodinium sp. CCMP2456, 1276 nucleotides. Lineage: Eukaryota; Dinophyceae; Suessiales; Symbiodiniaceae. The record is from the annotation of a GenBank genome assembly.